CUGAUACUUGUUAUUUUAAGUUUGUUCUUCAUGAAUUCCGUUGUUUAUCAGGCUGAUUUUAUACAAUCGAAAUGCUUAUACCAUGACUGAUAUCGAUUUUAGCAUGUUUGGGAGAUUUUUUCUGUUAGGUUUUCAUGAAAACAGAGUUAAAAAAUAUGAGUUCUUAAGUAAAAUGGAAAGGAGAGUUUGGAUGCAACUUUCCUGUAAUAUAUGUUAUAUAAAAAUUUGUUUUUAGUUUGGAAUGUUAUUCGUGUUAUGUGCAAUUGUUUGAUGGUGUUAGUACUGCCAGCAUUGAGAUAAUAUAUGGGACUUACUGUCUUUAAAAGUUGGUCAUUUUCUGAAAUUGAGGAAAGCAUUAGGGUUUUUACCAGUGGAUUGUAGUGUUGUAUGGUGUCUCGUCGGUAAUUUUGAGAAUAAUUCUAUCAUCUUUUUGGGCAUAUAUUACUUGUCCUGGAAAUAUUCCGUUCACUGUGACGAUGUCCAUUGUCCCUGGUGUUGCAAAGUUUUGUGAUUCUCAUGCUUUGCACCUGUACAUGUGUAUCAUUAAAGCCAUCAAUAAUAAACCAGCCCCAAAGUACAUAUAUGUAGAAGAAACACAAAAAUAAUGAAGUCUAGAAGCAUGAGAGAAUCGAUGAAGUGUGUGUGUGUGGGGUGAGCCUUUAUUUGUUAUAGAGAGUGCAAAUGUCGUCUUAUUUUAUUUAUUCACAGGGGUUGAAGACACGGGUUUGCAUAGUUGUAUAAUGUUUUUCAGCUUUCAGGAUUCCUCUAACAUGGAUUGGUGAUAAUAAGUGUUGGGGCGUGAUUAUCUGAUGUGAAACCCUAUGUGAACUGCGUAGUGCUGUGUCGUUGGAUAUGGAUAUUGAUGUAGAUCAUUAUGGUGUUCUUGGGCUGCUCUCAGGUGAGGAAGGUGCCAAGCUUAGCGUGGAUGAAAUUAAGAAGGCAUACAGAUCAAAGGCUUUGGAAUUGCACCCGGAUAAGAGGCCAGGCGACAAGCAAGCCCUUGCAAAUUUUCAAAGGCUCCAGUCAUCCUACGAGAUUCUCAAGGAUGAAAAGGCCAGGAAACUGUUCGAUGAUCUUCUUCGGGUUAAGCGUGAGCAACAACAUCGACGGUCAGAGCAGGAAUCCAAGCGUGAUGCAAAGAGACAGAAGAUGUUUUCUGACCUUGAGGAAAGGGAGCGGGCAGCUUUUGCUCCUGACCCUUCUGCAAAAGAGCGAGAAGAAGAGGAGAGAAUUGCUAAGAAGUUGAGAGAAGAGAUUGCAAGAAUACGAGCAAUGCAUGCAAGUAAAGGGGAAAAUAUGACAUCGGCUGCAAGAAGAGAGUUCCCAGGCGUGAGGAAGGAGAGUAAAGGUACUGCUAGGCCUGGGGUGGAUAAGGAGAAGGUUCUUAAAGUUUCAUGGGAGAAGAUAGGUGAAGAUUACACAGCAGAGGGGUUGAGAGAGUUGUUUUCAAAGUUUGGUGAGGUGGAAGAUGUUGUCAUUAAGAGUGCUAAGAAAAAAGGUUCAGCACUUGUUGUAAUGGAGAAUAAAGAUGCGGUGGUUGCUGCUACGGGAAGUGUGUCUGGUCAUCUUUCUAAUCCAUUGCUGGUUUUACCUCUUCAACCACCAAUGGUGACAGAGGCUCCAAGUGCAUCAAGAUCUGCAGAACCUGAUAAGCUGAGUAAUUUGGUUGGGGCUGGUUAUAUAGCAUUUGAAGAUGCUGUUUUAAUGAAACUCCAAAAGGCUGCAGAAAAAAGGAAAUGACAUGCAGGACAUUAAAGAAAGUUCUUGUGGCACAUGAGGGAAUGCAUCUUGCAAAUUGAUCUUGUUGCGGUGCUGCCAAUGAUUGAAGUACCGAGGCAAACAUCUCGAAGAUGGCAUAGACUCGUGCCAUCAAUCGACUAUCAAACAAUAAGUUGUUCCACAUUUCAAUAUCCAGAAACCAUUCCCAAUUAUCCUGAAACAGCUAUCAUCCCCUGAAACAACAGCAGGCCAGCUUGUCACAUGUAUUACCAGUUCCUAACUUAUUGUGUACAAAUCCAAACAUUUUUACCGAUGGAAUUUGCCAUUCUACUCUAGUGUUCGAUAUUGGAAAUUCAGUAUCGGAAAGGGUGUUUGCUGUGGUGAUUAAGUAGAAUUGUUCACUGUUGAAUUUGGGAUGGACAUUGACUUUCGAGUGGUAUGAAUUGUCACACGCACGCACGCACGCACGCAUUUUGGUCUGGACCUUGUUUUCUUUUCUUUUUUAUCUUUUCCCAACUUUUGUCGGCUGCCUUGAUUCUGUGGCAAGUUUCACUGGGGCCAGCUAUUUUGCUUUAGCUGCUGCUUUAAUACGUGACCGUGUCCUAAUUGUGGCGUGGUUGGUAUUCUGUGCCAUCAGCUAUGUGCACAUUUUAAUGCCUUUCAAGUCGUCUUCCCA
This is a messenger RNA of Juglans microcarpa x Juglans regia, 2395 nucleotides long. Its product is annotated as dnaJ homolog subfamily C member 17-like. The transcript has 4 exons. The coding region runs from base 853 to 1740 and encodes 295 amino acids. NCBI's taxonomy places the organism in Eukaryota, Viridiplantae, Streptophyta, Magnoliopsida, Fagales, Juglandaceae. The record is from RefSeq and is a predicted model, not a curated record. Gene Ontology annotation, molecular function: RNA binding.